Colletotrichum navitas is the source of this 611-nucleotide messenger RNA. RefSeq lists its product as uncharacterized. Bases 191 to 385 code for a protein of 64 amino acids. NCBI's taxonomy places the organism in Eukaryota, Fungi, Ascomycota, Sordariomycetes, Glomerellales, Glomerellaceae. The transcript has a single exon. The record is from RefSeq and is a predicted model, not a curated record.
CGACGAAGAUAUUUUGAAGAGUGUUGAAGAUGAGUUCCGUACAGCAUCUUUGAAGCUCUGCAACACAGCCUCUCACGUUGAUGUCUCGGUAAGCCCCAAAAUUAGCCGGCCGCCAAGUUUACCGCGAAGAGUUCUGAAUCUCAGACGGUUUCUGACUGAGGGAAAUUUAUGCCUGUUGGAGACAGAGAGCAUGAGCGGUGUUUAUGUGUGCCUGAGCUAUACAUGGGGCCCAAGGAACAAUGGCGUGACAACCCCUGACAACCUUCAGGCAAACUUCAACAAUAUCCCUUACGACCAACUUCCACAGACAUACAAAGAUGCAGUAACGGUGGCAACGGCAUUAGGUGUCUCAUUCCUGUGGAUAAAAAAAAUGGGCUAUGCAUAAUCCAAGGCGACAAAGACUCAAUAGACUGGAAGGAACAGUCCUCUCAGAUGGCAGAGAUUUACGGAAAUUCUCUUCUGGUAAUCGCAGCCGCGAAUUGCAGCAGCGUGGAAGACGGAUUCCUGUCUACGGCAAACACACCCCGGAGUCUCAUCAAGUUCGAGCUUCCCCGGGACACAGAUGCUCCUUCUGUGGUUUACGCUCGCACAAUGCUCGACCACAGCUGGCU